GUAAAAUAUUGUAAAGUAAAAAAAAUUAUAUUACUUUUAUAAAAAAAAAAAAAAAAAUACAUUACAAAAUCUCAUAGCAGAGAGAGAGGGUUUUACUUUGGUGCUUCUUUAAUUUAUCGCUACUCUCUCUUCUCCGGCCCCGUUUCCGUGAUCAGAUGUCUCAGCUUUGCAAGAAUUUCAUAGUUGGACAUUGAAAAAACCAAUCUUGAAGGGUCACUCAAGAGGGGUUUUACUGUUGAGGUGGAAAAGGAGGUUGAGUAACAAACAUGGUGAUUUCCAGUUCAAAUCCUCACAGUAAGGAGAUAUCCAUUCGAAAGCGGAUUGCUAGCAUAUUUAAUAAGAGAGAAGAUGAUUUUCCAUCGUUGAAAGAGUACAAUGACUAUUUGGAGGAAGUGGAGGACAUGACAUUUGAUUUGAUCGACGGUAUAGAUGUUGCUGCUAUAGAAGAGAAAAUUGCACGGUACCAGGAAGAAAAUGCUGAGCAAAUAAUGAUAAAUCGAGCACGGAAGGCUGAAGAAUUAGCUGCAGCUAUGGCAGCAAGUAGGGGGGGACCUGUUACUCAAUCUGAAAAUGAUGGGGGUCCAAGCCAGAGCUCCCAAACAGGACAAAGUACACAAGGCCAGUAUGCUCCAACUGUUGCAGGUGGACAACCACGGCCUACUGGCAUGGCCCCACAACCGCUGCCGCUCGGGAUGAGCACUGACAUCCACGGUUAUGCCAUUGACGAUGAGGAGAUGUUAAAGCUAAGAGCCGAGAGAGGAGGAAGGGCUGGAGGGUGGAGUUUAGAACUAAGCAGGAAGAGGGCACUUGAAGAAGCUUUCAGCAGCAUUUGGAUAUGCUAGCCUUGCUACUGUUUUUCACUAUGAAGUCUUAAACCAUAUCCAAUGGUGUAAAAUGUGUGUUAAAUUUGGCUAAAAAAAAAGUAAACCAAAUGCUAUAUUUAGUCCAAAUUUUACAGUUGUACUCCAUUACAUUAGAUGUAAAAUUAACUUAAAAAGUCAAUAAAAACUUUAGAUUUUUAUAUAUAAAAAA
Cannabis sativa is the source of this 1032-nucleotide messenger RNA. RefSeq lists its product as uncharacterized. The record is from RefSeq and is a predicted model, not a curated record. NCBI's taxonomy places the organism in Eukaryota, Viridiplantae, Streptophyta, Magnoliopsida, Rosales, Cannabaceae. Gene Ontology annotation, biological process: regulation of cyclin-dependent protein serine/threonine kinase activity; regulation of transcription by RNA polymerase II; DNA repair. The transcript has 7 exons. Bases 267 to 842 code for a protein of 191 amino acids. Gene Ontology annotation, cellular component: transcription factor TFIIH holo complex.